Molecule: messenger RNA, 1685 nt
Organism: Physella acuta
Lineage: Eukaryota; Metazoa; Mollusca; Gastropoda; Physidae
Product: G-protein coupled receptor 157
Biological process (GO): adenylate cyclase-activating G protein-coupled receptor signaling pathway; cell surface receptor signaling pathway
Cellular component (GO): plasma membrane
Molecular function (GO): G protein-coupled receptor activity
Source: RefSeq, a predicted model, not a curated record
UCAAUGUUUGACCCUACACGAUAACCCCUGAUUCUAUUCUCUCCUACCACCACACAGCUGAUUCAUUAGCGGGAGUCUAGAGCGUAGCAUCUUUAAAGUUGCUGACUUCCAAUGUAGUCUUUAUUUAAUGUGCUAAUUUUAAAGAUUUAUUUAUUCAAACGUGAAGUGACUUGGAUUUAACUUCAUUAGAUUUAAGAUGGAGGUCGGUGUUGUGAUCUUUUCUUUGCCAGGAUAAACAUUUUGGUCUGUGAUUACUCCAAGUGGCAAACUUUUGAAACAUUUCUGAUCAUUUCGUUGUGAUUACUGCUCACCAAAAGUAAACAAGCAUGCCAAACACAAGUGUGUACCCGCUGACCGUCAACAUGACGGCGGUGGACGCGGCGUUUGUCUUGGUCAGCAACACGGCGUCGUUCGCCAGUUGUCUGGGCUGUAUCGUCAUCAUCACCAUCUACUACGCCUACAAGGAGAUUCGAACCACGAGUCGUCUGCUGCUGGUGCUCAUCAGCCUGUCCAACCUGUUCGUCUGCUUCUCGACCCUGCUACAGACGGGCACCUACAUCAACAACCUGAUGUUCCCCAAACAAACGUCCUACUUCUGCCGGGGGUCAGCGGCCCUGCUGGUGUUCUCACAGACGUCGUCUGCCCUGUGGACCGUGGCCAUCACCUUCUACCUGCUGCUGUGUGUCUCGUGUCGCCGUGUCACGCUGGCCAAUAGGAUCCUCUUUCUCUUUCAUAUCGUCUGCUGGGGCGUGCCAGUGUUGCUGACCAGUGCAGGUGAGAUCUCAGGUGUGUACGGCUAUGACAUCACAGACAUCCUCAGGUACAAACAUCCCACCCCCUGCUGGCUGAGUGACCGGGUCAAGAAUCCACUCCCAUGGUACCUGAUGACAGUGGAAGGGUGGAUCAUGGCAACUUUUGUGGCCGUCUCACUCAUGUACUUGAUUUUAACAUGGACAGUAGUACGGCAGAGAAACAAAGGAAAAGUUCUAGCUGGUGAUGAUGUCAUUCAAGAACUCGCCAUACAAACAGCCAAUGAGCAGCUUCGUUUCAUCCCUGCUAUUUAUGUCUGCACAAGAAUCUGGGGCACAGCUUACUUCCUGUUUACACGGUAUCCUGAAGAUAGGCAUCUCAGGGCAUUUGAUUGGUUGAUGAUAAUUAAAGCAAUAGGAGACAACAGCCAAGGUUUGGCCAACGCCAUUUUCUUCUGCCUGGCCACCAAACAGAUCAGGAAAAUCAUGUCUAAGAAACUUGGCUGCGUGGUGUCCUGUUUGUGUGGCUGGUGCAGGAAACACAGGCUGGCAGCACAGGACAGGUGGAUGAAGGUGCCGUCCAUCGUCAGGAUCAGGCGAGGCAAGCUGGCACAGAAGAGGCCAAAAAACCUGGACGGAAGUGACUUAGACUUGACUGGAAUCUCCCUAGAUCUGCCCACGAUGAUUUUGGAAGGUGGGGAGGAGGAAGUUAUUUUUGAGAAGUGAUCCCAUGUCUCUCAGGGAUUUUAUAACCACCAGCCAGUGGAGCUAAGAGCUGGAGCUAAUCCAACAACAUGGCCGAGAGCUUAAGCUAAGAGCUAAUCCAACAACAUGGCGGAGAGCUUGAGCUAAUCCAACAUGGUGGAGAGCUUGAGCUAAUCCAACAACAGAGUGGAGAGGAAUGUUGGUGACACAACAAAACAACAGGCCAACUGA